GAUGGGGAAGGGCUUAAAGGCUGAGUCAAAAGCCAAGAAGUCUCUUUAUUUACGCCUACCUCCCAGCCCCCGGCAGUCUGACUGAUAACAAACUGAGCUAGCAAGAAAGACUAGAAAGAGCACAGAGAGCACAGAAGCAGCUAGGAUCUAAAAAUCUGACAAGCCGAGUGAUCCAGUAAAGCUGUGCUUAACAUCUUGUUUGUUUACUGCAUCCCAGUGCUUGCAAACAGUUAACUGCAUGCGGAAAAAUCAGCAUAGCUGUUAAGUAUGCUGUGAAUUUUAAUCGAGGGAAAAGGAAAACUGCUUACAGGACGGUCUAAUGUACCCUCUGGAUUUUUUCUUUUCAGUUUGGACGCUUUGUACUUUGUCUUCUAAACAAGGAUUCUGACUUCAUGGAGCUGUAGUAUCACCGGAGCAUUCAGCAAAUAAUCUGAGAAGAAAGAGUACAUUUUUCACGGAGAAAAAUUACAUUGUAUUCACACAGCUGUUCCAAUUGUGUGUUACUGAGAAUUUCAGGGAGUUUCACUGCUGUACAGAAUCUGCUGAGCAAGAUGAAGCUCUGGAUUUUAGUGGUAUGUUCAAUUCUGGUUGCAUCUGAUCCUUUCCAGUCAGAAACAUCUUUUACUAGAGUCAGAGGAUCUUGUCAGAGUUUGUGUUCCUGUGAAGAAAAGGAUGACAUUAUGAUUAUAAACUGUGAAGAAAGAGGCAUCAAGAUGGUGUCAGAAAUAAAUGUCCCACCAUCACGGCCUUUCCAUCUUAAUUUGUUAAACAAUGGCCUGACAAUGCUACAUGUGAAUGAUUUUGCUGGCCUUGUUAAUGCUAUCUCUCUUCAUCUUGGAUUUAAUAAUAUUGCAGAUAUUGAGCCUGGGGCUUUUAAUGGUCUCAACCUUCUUAAGCAACUUCACAUCAAUCACAAUUCUUUAGAAAUACUUAAAGAAGAUACAUUUGAUGGAUUAGAAAAUUUGGAAUUUCUUCAAGCAGACAACAAUUUCAUCACAGUGAUUGAAGCAAGUGCCUUUAGCAAGCUUGGUAGGCUUAAAGUGCUUAUUUUGAAUGAUAAUGCUAUUGAGUACCUUCCUCCAAACAUAUUUCGUUUCGUGCCAUUGACUCAUUUAGAUCUUCGGGGAAACCAGUUACAGACACUACCAUAUGUUGGCUUUUUAGAACACAUAGGUAGAAUUCUAGACCUUCAGCUGGAAGAUAAUAAAUGGGCUUGUAACUGUGAUUUGCUUCAGCUGAAGACAUGGCUGGAAAACAUGCCUCCCCAGUCAAUAAUAGGAGAUGUUGUAUGCAAUAGUCCUCCAGUUAUCAAAGGCAGCAUACUAAACAGGUUGAAAAAAGAAUCACUUUGUCCUAUUCCGACUGCCAAUGAACUUGAAGAUCCUUCAGGGUCAUUGCCCUUGGUUGUAACCACCUCUGUAAGUGACAGUCACCUGUCAACUAAUGUCAUUCCUAUACUGAAAGCUCCUACUAAAGAAACAAAUUUAAUAUUUCAUACUUCAAAGCCACCUACACAAUUUCCAGGAAUCUAUUGUCCCAUUCCCUGUCACUGCACCAGCCAUAUGCUCUCAGGAGUUCUCAUGCACUGUCAGGAGCGAAAUAUUGAAAGCCUGUCUGAUUUAGGACCUCCUCCUACAAAUCCUAAAAAACUUAUUCUAGCUGGAAACAUUAUUCAGACAUUACUUAAGUCAGAUCUUAUGGACUAUGCUAGUCUGGAAAUGCUUCAUUUGGGGAACAAUCGUAUUGAAAUCCUUGAGGAAGGGGCUUUCAUGAAUCUGACUAGACUGCAGAAACUGUAUCUCAAUGGCAAUCAUCUUACAAAGCUAAGCCAGAAUCUGUUCCUUGGCCUUCAGCACCUUGAAUACUUGUACCUUGAAUAUAAUGCCAUCAAAGAAGUUUUACCAGGGACAUUUAAUACAAUGCCAAAACUUAAGGUCCUCUAUUUAAAUAAUAACCUUUUGCAGACUUUACCACCCCAUAUCUUUUCUGGGGUGCCACUUGCCAGAUUAAAUCUGAAAACAAACCAGUUUUCUCAUUUGCCUGUGAGCAAUGUUUUGGAUGAACUGGAUAUGUUGGUACAAAUUGAACUUGAAGACAACCCCUGGGAUUGUACAUGCGAUUCAGUUGGACUGCAAAAAUGGAUACAAAAGCUGAGUAAGAGUACAAUGAUGGGCGACAUUUUUUGUAAAUCUCCAGGACACUUAGAAAAAAAAGAACUGAAAUCCCUCAACAGUGAAGUCUUAUGUCCAGAUUUAAUAAACAGCCCUGCCCUACCAACUCAUGCCAGUUUUGUAGUUGUAACAACUUCUACUACUACUAGCAAUGCUGCAGACAACAUCCUACAAUCACUUACAGAAGCUGUCCCACUUUCUGUUCUAAUACUGGGACUUCUAAUUGUGUUUAUAAUUAUUGUAUUUUGUGCAGCAGGAAUAGUUGUUCUUGUUCUGCAUCGGCGGCGAAGAUGUAAAAAGAAACAAGCCAAUGAACAAAUGAGGGAUAGUAGCCCAGUUCACCUUCAGUACAGCAUGUAUGGGCAUAAGACAACACAUCACACAAUGGAGCGCCCAGCUGCAGCUCUCUAUGAACAACGUAUGAUUACUCCCAUGGUUCAGGUCUAUCAUAGCCCAUCUUUCAGCCCAAAGCAUACUGAACAACAAGAAGAGGAAAGUGAGAAAGCAACUAAUGAUUCCAAACAUCUCUGCAGAAGUCUCCUGGAAAGAGAGAAUAGUUCACCACUUACUGGUUCAAAUGUCAAAUAUACAGCUGCAGAUCAGUCUGCAGAAUUUCUGUCUUUUCAAGAUGCCAGCUGCUUGUACAGAAACAUUCUUGAAAAAGAGAGGGAACUGCAGCAACUUGGAAUCACAGAGUACUUAAGAAAAAAUAUUGUUCAACUCCAACCUGAAAUGGAAGUACAUUAUCCUGGAACACAAGAGGAACUGAAGCUAAUGGAAACACUAAUGUACUCCAGACCAAGAAAGGUUUUUCUAGAACAAACUAAAAAUGAGUAUUUUGAACUCAAAGCUAAUUUACAUGCUGAGCCUGACUACCUAGAAGUCCUGGAACAGCAAACAUGAAGUGAUAAAACAUUGGGCUAGGGCCAAAUUUCUGUAAUUCCAUUUUAAGUUGGAACUGUUGAAAAUAAAAGUGCCUUGUAAUGACAUGUCAACAGUCAAAACAUAAGCACAACAGUAAUCCUAGCAAAAAACAAAACAAAAAAAGAAACAAACAAACAAAACCAACAAAACUCAGGGAUCACUGUGGGAAGCCAUGGGGUUGUGUGUAGACAAUAUGUUUCAACUCAAACAUGAAUUGUGUGAUUGAACUGUGAGAGGAUGAUUGCUUAUUGCAAUAUUCCUUAGCAUUUUUUUUAAAGGUGUGUAUGACAUUCUUUGUGUACCUAACCUAUGAAAAAAUGUUUGUUACCUUUAGUCUCUGGUUUUCCCCUAGCUUAAUUAGAUUCCUUAAAACAAACACAAAAAGAAAAACAAACAAACCCUCCCACCGGUGUUUGUAGUUAGAAGCUUAGAGUGCAUUAAGUAUUAGUAUGAGUUCUGCAUACAUGACCGUUGUCUACAACCACACCUAACAUACUCUUAUAAUAAAUAUGAAAGGAUUUAAAAUAUUGUCCUGCUAAAUGUCCAUUAAAAACAAGAAAAGAAUGAUUUUUGUGUAUCCACCCAUUGACACAGCCUGCAUAGAUUUGAUUUUUUUUUGAACUUCAUCAUAUGCGUUCUUUAUCAGUACUAGGAACAAAAUAAAAAAUAAUUUAAAAAAAAUCUACGUUUACCCAACGUCUUACACAAAGAAACACUGCAAGCAUUUUGAUAUUUACCCUAUAUGAUAGCUUUACUUAAGUUUGGACAAUCUUUCUUAAGCUGCUGCUAUAAAACAUUGUGUAUCACUGGUGUUUCAACUCACAGUCAUGGGCAAUUGGAAAAGCUACUGAGACUCAGCUGUAAAUAUCUUGCUGUAUUUAAUAAGUUUGAUUUUUUAUGUCUAUAUAUAAAAACAAUUUCUGUGCUGGCUUUAAAUAUCCUUGGAGGAAAUUAGUUUGCUGCAACUAGGAGCUUCCAUGUGCAAAAGCAGGUUCUUUCCCUCACUACCCAAGAGCAACUUCCAAAUAGAACAACUGCAACAAAGCAUAUGUGUGAGGAACAGUAAUAUUAUUUAGCUGUUGUUUGUACAAAAAUAUGUUAUAUUUUGCAGAAUCUAGAAAAAAGUAAUGUGUUGUGGAAAAAAUACAAAAAAAAAAAAAAAGAAGAAAAAAAGAAAAAAGUAGAACACGUCAGAUUUAUUUUUGCAAGGAAUUCUAGCUAGAUUUAUAUAUACUAUUUAUUCUGUAUAAUUUUGUAUUUCUUUUUCAACUCACUAGAAUAGAAAAAUCUUAUUCCUAGCUGCCUUUCAGGAAAUAUAAGGAACUGGUCUCUAUCAGUGAAAAUGAAAUAAAGAAAUUUUUAAAUGUCAUGUUCUUAGAAUUCACUUUUCAAAGAAUAAGGCAGCAAUUUCUGCAUGCAUAAGUUUAGAAUUGUUCAGAAAUUGUCAGAAGACAAUGCUUUUCAUUGUUGUCAUGUAGACAGGAUUGUCUUGUCUGGAGUGCAGUAAGGUCAUUCAGUUUCUGUACAUGACUGACACAAUGCUAAAACACAAAUUUUGACCUUCAUAUAUCUUCCUCUGAGCAAAUCUUCUGUAAACUGACUAUGUAUGAAGAACUUCCAUUUUGUUAAUUUCUGUUUGUUGGCCUAAGGAUCAACUGAAUUGCCACAUACCUACAUUUGAAUGCCAGACUUUACACUAAAGUCUUGAUAAACACAAAGAUACAUAUUCUUUAGUUGAUCUCACUGCUGAUAUAUUACCUAUAUAUCCUAUAUAUUACCUAUAUUACCUAUAAAAAUGUGAGUUCUUCAUUUUGUGUGCAUAGAGGUUUACAGGUUUCUGACAUAUUUUUUUUCCCCUAUAUUAUAUACACAAUCAGAUUCUCAGUUCUUUCAAAUUUGCAUAAAGAUAAUGUCUUAAAUGGUGCUAGUCUAUUUUCUGUAACUGGAGGAUCUGACCACUUGCCUCUAUUAACAAAUCAUUUUCCUUAUUAACAUUUUUGAGAAGUCAUCACUUUCCUAUUGAAAUAAACUCCUUGGUUUUCAAGAAUAAAAAUGCUAUAUAUUAGAAAAUAAUAAUAUUUCUUCUUUCUAUGAAUGAGAAUAAUUUAGUUUAGUAUACCUCUGUAUUCAUAAGAAUUAGGAAGAGUAAAUCUGGUUACAGUUUAUAUUUUUUUCUUGGUAUCUUUGUUCUAGACAAAGGUUAUGCUGAGUACUACUUGUGGAGGUAAGGCAAUGCUGGAAAAUGCUACUACAUUAGAUUUACAUUAGCUGAAUUAUCUAGUGUUAUUUUAGCUGUCCUUGCACUUAAGACGUGAUUGGACUUCAUAGACCUGUCACAGAUUCUAUGGAAACCCAAACCUUGUUCUCUAGGAGUGACCAGAUCUCAAUUGGGAUUGCGUAGAACAUUAAAGUGAUACUAGUUUUCUACAUUUCAGCAGUUAAAUUCCACUCAGAAAAUAAUCUAAUAAUAAUUGAUGGGGGAAAAAAAAAAUAAUAAUACUUCAGUCAAUGGGAAUUGAACUAAUAACUGACUAAAUAUUGAAUCUUCCCCACAAGUGUUCUUUUCUAAAUUCUCAGGGAUUUAAAAGUUGUGCAAAGAGAAAAAUAACAAAUAUUUAUAUGGUACAUUAUAAGCUUUAGUACUUAAGUAUUUUGGUGUCUUUCAUUUCAGUAGUAAUUUCUAUUAGCAAAAAUGGGUGUAAAAUUAAUACUCUGUAAUUGGCAAGAUACAGGGAAAUGAUCAUUCAAGCCCUCAGGCCUGAUUAAAGUGAAAUAGUUUCAGACUAAAGACAAUUGCCACAUGAACAGAUGUCACUUUGCUUAGCUAUUAACAGAAAAUUGGCAGAAUGCUGAGGACAACUGUGUGACAAAACAUUCUUCUUCAUUGCCAUCUCAAGGCAUCAGAAAAAAAGAAUGAGCUAAAUUCAUAUCAGAGCAACUCAGUUACAAAGCUGUAUCGGAGCAUCACUCAGAACAAAUGAAGAGCUUUAGCUUUUAGCUUUCCCUCAGAUGGGAGAUUCAGACCAUUCAUUAUAUCAGGGUGACUGUUCUCUGUGGUAGUCUGUAAAAGUGCAAGUUUUGAAAUAUCCAGGAAUCACAAAAAUAUGUCACAUCAUCCAUUUUCCUAUCAUCUUUUCCUACUGGACUAUCAUGUAUUAAAUGUUGUAUGAUGAGGUGAGAGCAGGUCUGUCUGUUUUCUUUCCUCAUAUUAACAUUCUAAGACUGUUCUUUUCCAGCUGUGAGGAAAAUGGAUAUUGACAAAACAAAAUGGGAUAAGAAUUUGUCUUCAUAUAAUUAUUAUUCAGCUGAAGAAUAUCAAUAUUAGCUAACACUUAUAAAGUCAAAAAACAAAGAAUGUAUUAUAUUUGAAAGGGAAAAGGAUGAAUUAUCUAUUUGUAAAGGUUCUUUGGUAUAUGUUCAUUAUAGUAAUUUUAAAAGUUACCUGAUAUUGUUACUGUUAUUUCUGGAAACCUGGAAGAUUCAUUCAGAUUUUAUUUAUUUAUUAAAGCCAUGUUCUGAUAUAUAUAUGUCAGAACAUGUAUAUAUAUAUAUAUUUUAUUUUUUUUUUUCCAAUGACAGAUACAAUAAAGUGGUUUCAUAGCUUUCACUUAGCUAGAAUAACAGAGGCUGGAAGAAAAGCUAGAAGUUUGACAGUGCAGCAAAGUGAAUCAUUUUUUCUUCUGUCAGCAUGAUCAUUAAACUGUGUGCACGAACGGUGUUUUAUCAAGCAAACUAGUGUACUUGAGAGGUAUGUUAUUGUUGCUAGGUUGCUUUGAGAUAACCAACACUACUAUUGUUCCAGGUAUCGGUAUAUAUUUAAUUAAUUAAUUUAUUUAUUUAUUUUAACAUAAAUGAGCUGUAGGUGGAGACAAUAUAAGGAACAUACUUGCCACACUGAAAGGAUAUAGCAUGGUAUUUUCUUUCCUGCACAUCUCCUAGCAGUCAGCUUUGGCCUUUUGACACAAUAGUAUAAAUUCUUAAGAGACACAGUCUAAUGGGAAGCAGCUAACCUCAAGAAAAAAGUAAAACACCAGAUGUUGUUCAGCUCUAUGAGAGCAAGAUGUGAUUAAUUUUCUUUUUGUUGUUGUUUCUGUUUUUCAAUCAACUUCAACAAGAUGGAGUACAUAUGUUCCUCUUAUUACUACUACAAGGACUUCUAUAAUAUUUAGUUCACACUAUGGAAUGAUGGCAUAGGGAAAAGAAACAGUGACUUAAUUUUAUAUAUCAAAGAGUAGUGCUACUAUUAUAAUUUCAUCUGUUUACUUCUCAUUUUGAGACAAGUUAUUUUAGGAAAUAUGAUUUUAAAAAAUCUUGCCGUUUUAAUUAAUUACCUAAAAAACUACACAUGAGUACAUAAUUAACUGCUCAAACGGAAAGAAAUCUGGAAUAGUUUAUAAAAGCAGAAAUCUUUCCUAAGGAACAUUAUCACGAGCUUCUUGCUCUUUUUAUAAAUAAAAUGUAACAUUUUAUUAUUUUUUUAGCUCAUAAAGCUAUUAUUUUUAGUCAAAAUUAAGAGCCUUAUGAGCAUUUUUGCAUUUUUUAAUUAAAAGCCAAUAUAACAACUUCAUUAUUAUGCAUAUUUGGGUUAAGUACAUAUUAGAAAUGUUUAUACUAAGACACAAUAAAAAGACCAGUACCACAGAAAAUAAUCUAAUACCCUUCUCCUCUUUGUGUAGAAGCAACACAGUGUGCUGUUCAAAAAAUGUAUAUUUCCUAGGUAAGAAGAAAAAUAUACAUUAUUUUUAUCUUAGUUAUAUUUACUUUAGGAGAUGUGAAAUAUUUUGAAUUACUGUCCAUAUGGUGCAGUGUCAUGCUUAGAUCAUAUGAGUUUGCAAAUAUUUACGUUCAUAUUUAGAACAAUGAAAUGCACAUAUUUAUUAACACAGAGAUGUAACUAGAAGGCUUUGUAGACAUGCCCUUUUGUAAAUAGAAGGUAUUUGCACUUUUAAGAAGACAUUGUGUGUCAAAUAUUGUUUGAAUAUAUCUUCAAAAUGGGAUCCCAAAGAUCCUCUUACAUCUUCAAGAAACAUGUUAAAUGUAAGACUGAGGCUAUUAGUGCUGAGCUUAUUCAUGGUCAUCCAGACAGUUUGGAUGUUUGGAUAUUUGAAGGUCACUGAAAAACUUUGUAGACAACAUGCUGAAGAGCAAGACUAACAGUUAAAUGUUUAGAAGAUUCUUUUCAUCACACCCAAUUCAGUGUUCCAUAGAAUUAAAUCACGAUUUAAGAAUAAAUAUAAAAUAUUAAUAAAUCAGAAAUGUAGCAUUUAGAUGCCACUGUUCACAAAUGGUAAAUGAUUCCAUUAGAUACCAUGGAAUUAAGAUUGAAAUAGAUAGACUUUCACAGUCUUGUAUUAUGUAAGUGUCUUUAAGUGUCUUAUAACCUCAGAAAACAAGAUGGAUGAGAGGAAAUUGUUGUGUAUUGAUCACUCAUGCAUACAGAUUUUCUGAAGGCAAAUGCUGGGGAGGACAGCUAACUGCUGCCAUACAUGAUAUUAUGAAGGCUGAAUCACAUUUAAUAGAUUGUAAGAUAAUUAUGUGUUAUAGAUUUGAAACUGUCACUGCUCUAAGCUCUGAAAUGUCAUCUGAAGUCAACAGGACUUCUUGCAGUCUCAGAUUCCAUGAACUGUUUUUCGUCAUAAAAACCUCCACAGAAAAAAAAAAAAAAACAACAAAAAAACAGAAGCUUUAUUAUUUUCCUAAAGACAGUCCUGUAAAAAAUGUUAUUCUGUUUGAACUUUGUUUGCUGUCUUGAUAAAAAGGCCAUUAAAGCUUAGUAAACAUUUA
Messenger RNA from Coturnix japonica (Japanese quail), 8879 nucleotides. It is a transcript of the gene SLITRK6, whose product is annotated as SLIT and NTRK like family member 6. Lineage: Eukaryota; Metazoa; Chordata; Aves; Galliformes; Phasianidae. Gene Ontology annotation, molecular function: protein binding. Gene Ontology annotation, biological process: positive regulation of synapse assembly; axonogenesis. Gene Ontology annotation, cellular component: plasma membrane. The record is from RefSeq and is a predicted model, not a curated record.